Messenger RNA from Sphaeroforma arctica JP610, 240 nucleotides. RefSeq lists its product as hypothetical. The record is from RefSeq and is a predicted model, not a curated record. The coding region runs from base 1 to 240 and encodes 79 amino acids. NCBI's taxonomy places the organism in Eukaryota, Ichthyosporea, Ichthyophonida. The transcript has 3 exons.
AUGAACAAGAAUUGCGCACCACCAGCUGCUGCUGAUGCAACUGAGGCCACGGCGACACAAGUAGCACCACCUCUAUCUAAACGGAAACGUAAGAAGUUGGCUGAUUCGGGUGUGGGCGCUUCCGGUGGGAGCGUGACAACUGAGCCGCAGAAGCCACCCGCGAAGAAGAACUUUGAUCUGGGCCAUCCAGACCAGGCUCAGAUUAAUAUCCAGGAGGAGGGUCAACGAGAGCUGAUUUGA